Molecule: messenger RNA, 2138 nt
Organism: Mastomys coucha (southern multimammate mouse)
Lineage: Eukaryota; Metazoa; Chordata; Mammalia; Rodentia; Muridae
Gene: Anxa7
Product: annexin A7
Exons: 15
Coding region: 345-1820 (491 amino acids)
Cellular component (GO): cytoplasm
Molecular function (GO): calcium-dependent phospholipid binding; calcium ion binding
Source: RefSeq, a predicted model, not a curated record
AAGCUUCAGUCCCUUCCUACAGUAGCACCACCUGGAGUAGAUCCAGCUCGCGGAGAUAGGACACGUGUUAAAACCAGUGGAGCCACCUGAGGGGAGCAGGGUCCCGCCCGAGCUUGAGGGCGGUCCAAGCAGCCAGCACCCUCGCGCCGCCCAUGCGCCACGCCCUCUGGCCCUCCCUGGCUCCAUAUUGCAGGAAAGCGGGCUAGGGUGUGACGCUGCUUUCUUGUUCAGACACACGAGAAGACAGCAUCUGAUCUCGCAGUUGCUGGGAUUUGAACUCGGGACCUCCGAAAGAGCAGUCUGUGCUCUUAAUCACUGGACCAUCUCUCCAGCCCUGCCAGCAAAUGUCCUACCCAGGCUACCCCCCCACGGGCUACCCGCCUUUCCCUGGAUAUCCUCCUGCAGGUCAGGAGUCAUCGUUCCCCACUGCGGGUCAGUAUCCGUACCCUAGUGGCUUUCCACCAAUGGGAGGAGGUGCUUACCCACCAGCACCAAGUGGUGGCUACCCAGGAGCUGGAGGCUACCCGGGAGCUGGAGGCUACCCCACACCUGGAGGUUAUCCAGCCCCGGGGGGCUAUCCUGGAACCCUAAAUCCAGGGGAUCCUCCACCCUAUCCUGGAAGCCAAGGUUUUGGGGCCCCACACGGUGGAGCAGGCUUUUCUGGUUAUCCACAGCCACCUGCACAGUCUUAUGGUGGUGGACCAGCCCAGGUUCCAGUACCAGGUGGUUUUCCUGGAGGACAGAUGCCAUCUCAGUACCCUGGAGGACAAGCUCCCUACCCUAGCCAGAUCAAUACAGAGUCCUUUUCUUCCUAUCCUGCUUUCUCCUCUGUUUCUUUGGAUUAUAGCAGUGAUCCUGCUGCGAUGACUCAGGGCACCCAAGGAACAAUCCGCCCAGCCUCCAACUUCGAUGCUAUGAGAGAUGCAGAAAUUCUCCGCAAAGCAAUGAAAGGAUUUGGGACAGACGAGCAAGCAAUUGUGGAUGUUGUGUCUAACCGUUCCAAUGACCAGAGGCAACAAAUUAAAGCAGCUUUUAAGACCAUGUAUGGCAAGGAUUUAAUUAAAGAUCUCAAGUCUGAGUUGAGUGGGAAUAUGGAAGAAUUAAUCCUUGCCCUAUUCAUGCCUUCUACGUACUAUGAUGCCUGGAGUUUACGGAAGGCAAUGCAGGGAGCAGGAACUCAGGAGCGUGUAUUGAUAGAGAUUUUGUGCACAAGAACAAAUCAAGAAAUUCGAGACAUUGUUAGAUGUUAUCAAUUAGAAUUCGGACGAGACCUUGAGAAGGACAUUAGGUCAGAUACCUCGGGACAUUUUGAACGUCUUCUCGUGUCCAUGUGCCAGGGAAACCGUGACGAGAGCCAGAGUGUAAACCACCAGAUGGCUCAGGAAGACGCCCAGCGCCUCUAUCAGGCUGGGGAGGGGAGGCUAGGGACAGAUGAGUCCUGUUUCAACAUGAUCCUCGCCACGAGAAGCUUCCCUCAGCUGAAAGCCACCAUGGAGGCUUACUCCAGGAUGGCUAAUCGAGAUUUGCUAAGCAGUGUAAGCCGAGAAUUUUCUGGAUACGUUGAAAGUGGUUUGAAGACCAUCUUGCAGUGUGCCCUCAACCGCCCUGCCUUCUUUGCUGAGCGACUCUACUAUUCCAUGAAAGGCGCUGGCACAGAUGACUCCACCCUGGUCAGGAUUGUGGUCACUCGAAGUGAGAUUGACCUUGUUCAGAUAAAGCAGAUGUUUACCCAGAUGUAUCAGAAGACCCUAAGCACAAUGAUUGCAAGCGACACGAGUGGAGAUUACAGGAAACUGCUCCUGGCCAUUGUUGGCCAGUGAGAGGGGUUCUUUUUCCCUUUAAGGAAUGAAGCUCUUCAGGGCCUAGCCUUCCCAGCAAUGAGACCUGCAUGCAGCCAUGUCAGACACCACCUGACCAGAGUAGUUUUUUUACUGCGAACUGUCAGGGGGUGUGCUGGGUUUGCACAUGUUGUUACUGCCUUAAUUCUAAUGUUAGGUUUUUUUUUUUUUUCUUUCUGUAUCCAACCAGUGUAAAAGCCAUAUCAAUGACGUAGUAAUGUAAUAUUUGUAAAGCUUCACUCUCGCUGCUUUUAUUUUAAUCUGGAUUUCAAAUUGAAUAAAAGUCACAGCAAUCUCCAA